CAGGUGGGAGGUGCGGCCGCGUUGCUACAGCCAGAGCUGGGCUGCAGCGGUGUUGCUGGACGAGACUUGCGGAGCCGAAGGCCGUGGAGCGAUGGAGGGGCUGGAAGAAAAUGGAAGUGCGGUCCAAGUUGGAGAAUUGUUGCCUUGCAAGAUUUGUGGAAGAACAUUCUUUCCAGUAGCAUUAAAAAAACAUGGACCUAUUUGUCAGAAAACUGCCACUAAAAAACGGAAGACUUUUGAUUCAAGCAGACAAAGAGCAGAAGGAACUGAUAUUCCAACUGUAAAACCUCUUAAACCUAGGCCAGAACCACCAAAGAAACCAUCUAAUUGGAGAAGAAAACAUGAAGAAUUCAUUGCUACCAUAAGAGCAGCUAAAGGCCUGGAUCAGGCCCUUAAAGAGGGUGGCAAACUUCCUCCUCCUCCUCCACCUUCUUAUGAUCCUGAUUAUAUCCAGUGUCCAUAUUGCCAAAGGAGAUUCAAUGAAAACGCAGCUGAUAGACAUAUAAAUUUCUGUAAAGAACAGGCAGCACGUAUUAGUAAUAAAGGCAGAUUUUCUGCUGAUACCAAAGGAAAACCAACUACUAGGACACAGUAUAAACCACCUGCACUUAAAAAGUCAAACUCUCCUGGAACCACAUCGUCAGGAUCUUCACGAUUACCACAACCAACUGGCACUAGCAAAACUGUUGUAGGUGUGCCUUCAGGAAAAGUGUCUUCAGUUAAUAGCUCUUUGGGGAACAAACUUCAGACCUUAUCUCCCUCUCAUAAAGUGGUAGCAGCUCCUCAAGCAGGAACUAACAUCAAACCUCGAAAUUCCACACCACCCAGUUUGGCAAGAAAUUCUGCGGCAGGUGUAUUUAUAAGCAAAAGAAAAACACAUACUGAGAGCUACAUAGCUAGGCCAGAUGGAGACUAUGCAUCUUCCCUUAAUGGUGGAAACAUUAAAGGCAUAGAAGGAAACUUGUCUGGACACUUACCAAAAUUCUGCCAUGAGUGUGGGACAAAAUACCCUGUAGAAUGGGCAAAGUUCUGCUGUGAAUGUGGCAUUCGAAGAAUGAUUCUGUGAACAGAAUCUUAAAAAGAGCCAGAUUCAGAGUUUUAUGAUUGUUGCUUCUUGGAUAGUUUGAACACUUCCUGUAGUUAUUUUGUGCUAAAACUAUUCAAAAUACUGUUUUCAUAAUUUUUGGAGCAUAAUUCUUCAGUUGAUUAAUGUGUUUGUAUAUAUGUGUGUAUGUAGUGUAUAUAAUAAAUACCUGAUAGCCCAAGCUGUGCUAUUCUAGGAAAUAUUCACUCACCUGUCAGAAAAUCAUUUCCAGUGGAGCCAUUAACUUAGGUAUUAUUCUUCUGUUAAAACAUAUUCGGUAUACCUUCAGAAACGCUCGAGUGCUUAGCUGUUCAAGCUUUAGGAUAAUCACAAGUUUGAACAAAAAUUCAUAUUAAACAUUGCUAUUGUUUGUGCCUAGGAUCAAGAGUAUUGUAGCUUAUGGGACACUUGGAAUUUUGUAAUGAAGAGAAGGUUUUAGUUUUUCUUAGUUGAUGUGAAGUCAUUUUCCUGUUGAACUUUUCAACAACUAACUUUCUAUUGCAAAAAAAGAGGAGAAAAAAAAUGCCUAAGGUCCUUGUUGUCCCCAAUUCAGUAUAUUAUUAAUUAUGUAAUUGAAGGAGCCUUACAUGUUCUGUGAAAAUGUAAUUAUUCAAUUUUCUUUCCAGAAACACAAGACUAAAAAUACAAAUGUAAAUUAUUAUACCUGAUUUUUUAAACCUGUGUGUAUAUUAGUUGAACAUACAUUCUACUUCACUUGUAUUCCUAAUUUUUACUUUUUUCUUUCUUUACUAUAACUUGUCUGAAGAGUAGUUUUAAUUUUUUAAUUUACUACAUCUUUGCAGUAUUUUAAAAUGUAAUUAUUUAUAAAUUACAAAAAAAAUUUUUUUCCCACUGGGGCCUCAAGCAUUCUAGGUAAAUGCUCUACCACUGAGCUACAUCCCCUCCAAUCCCUUUUUAUUUUAUUUUGAGACAGUCUUGCUAAAUUGCCCAGGCUGGUCUCUAACUUGUAAUCCUUCCUUCUCAGCCUCUCCAGGAGCUGGGAUUAUAGAUACGUGCUACUUCACCCAGAAAGAUGCUCAAAUUUCUCUGUAAAAUCUUCCAUUUUAAACAUUUUAUUUCUGUGUAGCUGAAUUCAUAAAAAAUUAAGACAUUUUAAAACAGACCACUUCACUUUAAUAAAUAAUAAUUGUGGUAAUUACUCAUUACUGCUGAGCAUGCAGGUAAAAAUUAUUUAAAUUUAAGUUCUUUAUAGUACAUUUAGAUGUAGAUAUGAGUAGGUUAAGAGAAUAUCUAAUUUUCCUACUCAUAUUUUAUACUUUAGUGUUUAAUGUUGAAACUCCAUUUACAUCUUAAUAAAAACCACUGAAAAUGUAUUAAUUGAAUGCAUAGUUUACUUCUAUAACUACACAUUCACAAAAAUUUAUAAUUUCUUUUUAACAUGACUAAAAUAGAGAUGUUGAUUAUUGUCACUUUCAGUUUAAGUUUUCUUUCAGAGCUUAUCCAGCCAUAUUCACUAACUCCUUAGUAAUUAUGUUCAAUCAAAUCGAAGUCAGCCUUAUCUUAGUAUAAAGGUAUAAGUAAAUUUUUUAUAUAAUAUUUUCUAGCUUUUGGUUUAUAAUUUUGAUUCACUGUAAGAAUCAGUGUAGAAAUUUGUGACUUAGAAUUUCAUUUAUCUGAAAUUAAGUUUUUGUUUUUAUUUUUACAUCAGGAAGGUAUUAUAAACUUAGUGGUAUUGGAAUUGUCAGUUUUACUUGCCUUAUAUCCUUUCCUGAUUUUUUUACUAGUUUUUUUUCCCAGUUAACCUGUUACAGUAUAAAAAAGUUCAUCAACUCAAGCUGUAAUGAAUUUAGAAAACUAAUAUACCUACUAGAUUUCCAUUUCAAUAACUUCUAUUCUCUAAGUGUUAUGAAGCAUAUAAAGAAUUUAGAAUUGUGUUUUUCUAGGAAUGAACACUGUUUUCUUUCAGAUAUGUUUCUAAGAUCACAUACCUUUUUCUUUUUAUGCUCAAGGAAAAACAUGAGUUUAAAUUAAAUUGGCACAUGUUUAUUUCUCACUGAAUUUUUCAGUAGUAGGUAAAUAUUAUAAUGUAUUCCAUGGAAAUGAAUUGGUAAGCAAUCAUCCAACUCCAGAGCCCAGAGAUUAUUAUAACCAGUAAGUAGGUGAAAUAUGACUUAUAAAACAUGUUGUGACAGUGUAUUUAAGUGCAUUUUAUAUUACUUGCAUAUUUUAGUCUCACAUUGAUUUGUUGUGCAAUAGUGUUUAAGCAAUCAUACUAUGCAUCGUUUAUUUUAUUUUUAUUUAUUUGCACAAGUAUUUGCCAGUAUGGUAGAAUGAAAAAUUAUUGUAAGCUUAAGUUAAAAAUGUAAAAAAUCACUUAUAUAUUAUUCUGAAAGUUAGCUUGAAAAAGAUUAUUGUGACUACUGUUUCCUGUUCAUAUGUUUUUUAUAUCUUCAUUUUGAACCAAUUCAAUAAAGACAUGAAGUGCAAAAAG
Heterocephalus glaber (naked mole-rat) is the source of this 3536-nucleotide messenger RNA. It is a transcript of the gene Zc2hc1a, whose product is annotated as zinc finger C2HC-type containing 1A. Lineage: Eukaryota; Metazoa; Chordata; Mammalia; Rodentia; Bathyergidae. The record is from RefSeq and is a predicted model, not a curated record.